ACUUCAGGUCUGAGCAGAAGAACUUCCUGAAUAUUUCACGCUUCUGGUUUCUUCUAGCAGAUCGACUUUUUAUCUACAGGAUGCCCCUGGGUGGAGGGAAACGGUGCGGCUGCUGUCAGAAGACGGUUUAUCUGGCGGAGGAAGUUCAGUGUGGAGGACAGACUUACCACAAGUCCUGCUUCCUCUGCCUGGUUUGCCGGAAGAAUCUGGACAGCACCACCGUGGCCCUUCAUGAAAACGAGCUCUACUGCAAAUCCUGCUACGCCAAGAAAUACGGACCCAAGGGCUACGGCUACGGCGUGGGCGCCGGAACGCUGAGCAUGGACCGAGGAGAGGCGCUGGGGAUCCAACAGGAGGCAGCUCAGUCCCACCAGCCCACCAACAACCCCAACACGUCCAGACUGGCGCAGAAAUUCGGCGGCUCCGAUAAAUGCCCGCGCUGCGGUAAGGCCGUGUACGCCGCCGAGAAGAUCAUCGGAGCGGGAAGCUCGUGGCAUAAAAGCUGCUUCCGCUGCGCUAAAUGUGGAAAAGGUCUAGAGUCCACCACGCUGUCCGACAAAGACGGAGAGAUUUACUGCAAAGGUUGCUAUGCUAAAAACUUCGGUCCGAAGGGAUUCGGAUACGGACAGGGAGCUGGAGCGCUCACACACGCUCAGUAGAGCCGCGCGGCCCAAGAAAGAGUUAGCAAACGUUAUACUAGCGUAAAGUAAUCACACGUACAGGAUACGUCAACAUACGCACGGCUACGUACUCGCCGGGGUAACGGAAUCAGAAACUAUUUCAACAAGGAGCCGAUCAG
Molecule: messenger RNA, 799 nt
Organism: Trichomycterus rosablanca
Lineage: Eukaryota; Metazoa; Chordata; Actinopteri; Siluriformes; Trichomycteridae
Product: cysteine and glycine-rich protein 1-like
Exons: 6
Coding region: 81-659 (192 amino acids)
Biological process (GO): muscle tissue development; sarcomere organization
Cellular component (GO): cytoplasm; Z disc; nucleus
Molecular function (GO): structural constituent of muscle; actinin binding
Source: RefSeq, a predicted model, not a curated record